AUGUCUCUGAAAUUCUUCCUUGUAUCUUCUAUUCUCAUUGGUUUGGUGACUGCAGGAUUGAUUAGAAAACGACGUGGAACCUAUGAGGAUGAAGCUGUGACACCAGCUGGAGGAGGUGCAAGUGUUGCUCCGAUGGCUGAGGAAUCCGCUGACACCGUUGCACCAGAAGGAGCUGGUGCUCAGGUUGGAGUGGAAAGUUCUGGUUACCGUAAGAAACGAGCGACACAGAACAGUUACGGAGAUGAAGCAUCUGCGCCAGUUGGUGGUGGAGCUCAAGUAGUAGUUGAUGUUUCCGAAGCUCCAGCUGUUACAGUGGACAAUGCAGGAGAAUCUCAAAGUGCAGUUGCAUCAAGCGGAUAUUAA
Messenger RNA from Caenorhabditis briggsae, 363 nucleotides. Lineage: Eukaryota; Metazoa; Nematoda; Chromadorea; Rhabditida; Rhabditidae. The transcript has 2 exons. Bases 1 to 363 code for a protein of 120 amino acids. The record is from RefSeq and is a predicted model, not a curated record.